AACUGUUUGUAAAUAAAAUAAAAUAAAUAAAUAUUUAAAAAAUAAAAUAAAAAAUGUCCCCUGCCAGCAGCUACAGAGAAGAACCUUUGCUGUUUGUGGGAUCUACCUGCAUAAGACCAACACACCCCAUACUGAGUCAUACCCAGGAGCGGACUGACCAUUUGGAAAUUCGGGCACUGCCGGAGGGCCUGGGGUCAGUAGGGGGCCCCAUGAGAUGCCCCUGGUACCUUUUUCAUAGGCUUUUUUGAGUUUGGGCAAGGACACAGGGGCCCCAUGAUCCCCUAUUGCCCGGGGGCCCCAUGAGUUGUCAGUCCGUCCCUG
This is a messenger RNA of Staurois parvus, 321 nucleotides long. NCBI's taxonomy places the organism in Eukaryota, Metazoa, Chordata, Amphibia, Anura, Ranidae. The record is from the annotation of a GenBank genome assembly.